AUGUCGGCCGAGCAUUCAACACCGACAGAGGAGUCCUUCGAGGCUCCCGAAUCCCCAAGAUACGAGUGCUCCAUAUGCUCCAAGCGCUACAAGCGACGCGAGCACCUAUUCCGCCACACCAGUACCCAUACAUCACAGCGACCGUACCAAUGCACCUCGUGCGACGGCGCCUUCCAGCGCGCAGACGUGCUAAAGCGCCAUCUCCGCACCUGUGACGGCGGAGCUUCGAGAGCAAACACGCGUAGACGCGCCUGCGAUCGCUGCGUCCGCCAGAAAAAAGCCUGCAGCUCGCAUCAGCCGUGCCACAGCUGUGCGAAGCGUGGUGCACAAUGCUGGUAUUCCACGGAGACGGGGGGUUCAUCGCGACAGACGCCGCAAAACCAAAAGCGAACACAGCAGGAUCAACAAACUUCUGUCGAGACGGUCCCGAAACAAGAAGAGACGACUUGUACGCAGAUGACUCCGACGCCGGCCACGACCACUGCGAUGAUGCCGUGGGGUCUCACCAUGGAGGAUUUGCAAAAUUUCGGCACGAGUCCUGUAGACACCUUUUUUGACCCGGCGUCGAUCCAAUAUCCCAGUGCCGGCUGGCCGGACUUCUCCGCGUUAGCUCCCGAGCCACCCGCGACUUUUGAGCCGCCGGUGGCUCAUGACACACCGCGGAAAUCGCUGCAUUUUCUGGAUAAAUUUACUAGUCACACGGGGCUCGUGUCGAGUUUUGAUUGUGGGACGCUGGAGCAGAGGGAACAGGUGGCUACCAGUCUGGAUCGGCAGACAUCGGCUCAGCUACAGCAGAGGAUUAUGGCAAUGCCGACCCUAAGCAUGGAUAUGCCGUCGCCUUUGUUGCUGGAAAGUAUGAGUGAUUCAAGUUCGACGAGUGAUAUCCCAUUAGAUUGGUUUAAUGACCCACUUUCGUUGAAGACACAUGAGAUUUUGCUCUUGAUUGAAGAAGUGGUUACGAUCAAACCGCGCAACAGUGCCGUUACCUUGGACUGGUCAUCAGCGCUGAAGGAUUCGUGCCUGCAGUUCUUCUCUCCUUCGAACAUAAGGAGGUUUCUGGCGUUAUACUGGGCAAUGUGGCAUCCCAAUGUCAACUUCAUACAUCGACCUACAUUUGAUUUGUUGGCAGCGAAACCCACGCUUCUAGCUGCAAUGGCUUUGAUUGGUGCCUGUGUUUCGCCGGAUAUGCCGGACAACGAGGAUGCGCGAACCUGGUUCAACUGCGUGGAGGAGAUGGUCUUUAUUGACGAUGAUUUCAACAAUGAUUUGACAUGCCAGUCCAUGGGCAAUAUGGUGAUCCAACGACGCAAGAUCCAGGCUGUACAAGCUGCCUAUAUAGUCUGUCUUUACCAGAACUGGGAAGGUUCUGAUGCGAGUAAGAGCCGCAUUCGACGCUACCGCUUCGCCACUCUGGUAUCUACGGCUCGUGAUAUUGGCAUUACUGCAGCACAACACUUGAACUACGGCGCCCAGGGCAGACACGAAUUUGAAUGGAAGGAAUAUGCCGCCAGGGAGGAGCUGAUUCGUGUAUUCACCUGGAUCUUCCUACUCGACACAGCAUUCGUAAUCUUCAAUAACCUCCCUCCACGAAUGGUCAUCAAAGAAAUGCGAAUGCACAUGGCAACGCCAGAAAGCUGUUUUCAAGCAACCACAGCCGACGAAUGCCACCAACAAAUCCAACUCUUCCUUCCCGCACGAAGCAUCUAUUGGACGAUCUCCUUCCGCGGCUCCUUCGAAGCAAUCUGCAAAGACGAGCUCCCUGUCACAAUUCGCCAACUCUUAGCCUCCCUAGGCCCCUCAAACCUCUUCGCCUUGACAUCCGCAAUCCACUCCCAAAUCUUCCAAUUCCGCAGCGCAGUUGGCGGCUUCCAACUCCGCGCCCCAAUCCGCAACGCCCUAACACACUGGCGCGACAUCUGGCACACCUUCUCCUCAACCUUCCCACAGGGCAUAACACCCCACACAACAAUCGAAGACCCACACAUCCAGCCCGAAGACCUCUGGCGCCGCAUGGGCUUCUUCCGCUUUGCGCCAGAAUACUGGCUCCUGGCGAACCUCAUGGCUGAUCGACUUGCUGCAUCUCGGACAGAGACCGGACUCGGGCCGUUGGAUGAGGGGCCAUUGGAUCCGAUUCUUAAUCAGUAUGAUCAGACCAGUAUGCGCCAGAUUAAUGAUCUGAUUAUGGGCUUCCAGACGUUCCAGAUCUAG
This is a messenger RNA of Penicillium bovifimosum, 2208 nucleotides long. Its product is annotated as putative C2H2 transcription factor. Gene Ontology annotation, molecular function: RNA polymerase II cis-regulatory region sequence-specific DNA binding; DNA-binding transcription factor activity, RNA polymerase II-specific; zinc ion binding. The record is from RefSeq and is a predicted model, not a curated record. The coding region runs from base 1 to 2208 and encodes 735 amino acids. Gene Ontology annotation, cellular component: chromatin. NCBI's taxonomy places the organism in Eukaryota, Fungi, Ascomycota, Eurotiomycetes, Eurotiales, Aspergillaceae. Gene Ontology annotation, biological process: regulation of transcription by RNA polymerase II; DNA-templated transcription. The transcript has 5 exons.